GGGGAUUUGCACGUGUGAGAGAGCAAGAGAAAUCGUUUACAAACAUGUUUGCUGAAGAGGAAUGGACUGAUUCUCCAUCACUAAAUGGAUCCUCUCUGUCUGCUAAAUUGUCUCCUGCAUCUGGCAAGAAAAAAGCUGUGGGUAAACAAAGUCUUUUGAAAACCUUGCAAACACUGGGUUCAGUUCCAGACUGGGAAGUUGGGAAAGCUGUUGAGGAGGAUAGUGACGAGGAGAAAGACGCGUCCACUGCAGUCAAGAAACCAAAAAAGAAAAGAUGCAAAAAGCGUAAAAGAAAAUCUAACGCUGAUAAUAAAGAGAAGCAGAUGGGGGAAGAGGAUUCUGAAACACCAGUAAAGAAGAAAAAGAUGACGACAAAACCAGUGAAGAAGACGGUGAAGAAAACAAAAAGAUCAGUGGUGUCAGAAGAGCCCAAAAAAGAUGACGAAGCAGUCGGAGCUGAGUUGGAGAAAAACGAAAGUCAGACAGAGAAAAAGCUGAGCAGACAGCAGUGGAAGAACAAGAUGAAGAACAAAAGAAAGAGUAAAAACAAAUAUCUUCCAAAACCGACAAGUGUUGAUGAUACCAGUCCACAGAAGGAAACAUUAGUUCAAACACAGGAUGUCAAAGAAUCCAAGAACCCCCCGAAACCUGACAGGACAUCCAAAAAAACGUCCAAAAAAAUUAACAAGAUAAUUGAAAAGAAUGGGAUUUCCUCCAUUGUGGACAAUUCUGGAACUUGCACAGACUCUAAAACAGAUAAAACAAUCAUCACAGAAACUAUAAAAGUUGACGACUCCCUGAUCAACAACACCUCACAAGAAAUAGGAGAAACCGACAAACAUGCAAAAAAGACAAAAAAAUUACAGGCCGAGAAACUGCGUCGUAUUUUGAAGUCAAAGUCAAGUUGUACUGAUAGUAAUAAAGUCACUAAGACCCCAGAAGAUGCAGCGGUGGAUGUGAAGGGUGUUGAAGAGAAAACAGCUCCUCUUGACCCUUCCACUGCUUUAAGGUUAAAGAUGGAGAAGCAGUUAGAAGCUGCUCGUUUUCGCUUCAUCAAUGAGCAGCUCUACACAUCCACCAGCGCUGCGGCCAAACGCAUGUUUCAGCAGGAUCCAGAAGCCAUCACCAUUUAUCACAAGGGCUACACAACACAGGUUCAACACUGGCCCACAAACCCUGUGGAUUCCAUCAUCUCCUAUAUUUGUCAGAAACCGGCUUCUUUAGUUGUUGCAGACUUUGGUUGUGGAGACUGUAAAAUUGCCCGGAGUGUCAAAAACAAAGUACACUCUUUUGAUCUGGCUCCGGUUUGUGAUCUUGCCACUGCUUGUGACAUGGCCAAAGUUCCUCUUGGUGAUUCUACUGUGAAUAUCGCUGUUUUCUGUCUUUCUCUGAUGGGGACGAAUCUGGGAGACUUUUUGGCAGAAGCAAACAGAGUCCUGGUGAUGGGCGGGGUUCUUAAAAUAGCUGAAGUGGCCAGUAGAUUUGAAAACGUGCAUUCGUUUGUUCGUGCAUUGUCAAAUAUGGGCUUCAAGAUAGUCAACAAGGACACCGAAAAUAGCCACUUCUUCUCCUUCGAAUUCAUAAAGACCAGAAAAGCACCGGAGAACACAAAGAAAUUCGGACUUCAGCUGAAACCUUGUUUGUAUAAGAAACGAUAAAUGUGUUAAAACUAAA
Danio aesculapii is the source of this 1674-nucleotide messenger RNA. It is a transcript of the gene rrp8, whose product is annotated as ribosomal RNA processing 8. The transcript is spliced from 8 exons. Gene Ontology annotation, biological process: regulation of transcription by glucose; cellular response to glucose starvation; rDNA heterochromatin formation. The coding region runs from base 45 to 1658 and encodes 537 amino acids. The record is from RefSeq and is a predicted model, not a curated record. NCBI's taxonomy places the organism in Eukaryota, Metazoa, Chordata, Actinopteri, Cypriniformes, Danionidae. Gene Ontology annotation, molecular function: methyltransferase activity. Gene Ontology annotation, cellular component: chromatin silencing complex; rDNA heterochromatin; nucleolus.